AUUUCAUUCUCUCCCCUUCACAUCACCGCAUCCCGCGCUGCCUUCACUUUCAUCGCCUUGCCUGGUCCUCGAUACUAGUGUGGAGUGAUUUCAUCUGCUUGAUAUACGCAGAUACAUCCCCUGCUAGCCAGACCAACCCCCCCGUCUAUCCUUCAACGAUCAUGUAGCAAGCUCAGUCUUGCUCCCCUCCGUCUGUGCAACGAUGGUGCUCUCCCUGUCUGUCCCUAGCUUCUCUAGAUCCACCACCACCACCGCCCCCCCGCUUCGUUCCAGCGAUGGCAGCCACUCCACCACCAUCAGCGAGGCUCUCCGCAACAACCCCUUCGGCAUCACUUCCCGAACUCGCUCCAUCGCCGCCUUGAACCCCACCUCCGAGGACCAGAAACGAGAGCAGGAAGAGUUAAACCAUGCCCUGCAGACCCUGGCUCGAAUCUUUCCCGAUAUUCGUGUCGAGGUGUUCCGAGAACUCCUUGUCCGAUUUGAUGGACAGAGCCGUCUUCAUGUCUGCGUCGAGCAGUUGCUUCGUCACAAAGAGGAAUGGGUAGCAGGGCGAUGGAACAUGUCAGCCGAUGCCGGGGGCUCGGAGAGCGAUGGCGAAGUUAUCACCCAACACAACGACCAUGAGCUUUUGGUUCCCCCUGACGAGCUGUUCCGGUCACACGAAUAUAAAGCUGCCGUCAAGAUGGCUCUUACGAAGGAGUUUAGUGGUCUGAGUAAGAGUACAGUGGAGGCAGUGCUGGCAGAGGUGAAUUUCUGUUACAUACGAGCCCGUCCGACUCUACUCGAUCUCUCUCGGAGAACUUGGCGCGCGACCUUCAACAAUAUCUUGCCUUCUUUUAAGCGUAACAAAGACAGGAACGAACAUCCGCUGAUCGUGUGGCAGCGUCAUACAGACGGUGACUUGGUUCCGCGGUUGAAGAAGACCGGGUGCCAAGAGUUGGAUCGAGAACUCCAUGAGAUCUUGCUGGCGCCGCUACUUCGAACGAAGCGGGAAGAGGGGGAACAAAGGGACCUGAAGCUGGCGGAGGAGCUGAACGAGACCGAAGCCAAGGCAGUUGAUGCCGUUUAUGAGUGCGAGUGCUGUUUGGCCGACGUGACCUUUGAGCAGAUUUCGACAUGCUCGGACAACGCGCACAUUAUCUGUUACGGUUGCAUCCGGCGAACGAUUCACGAGGCCUUGUUUGGUCAGGGCUGGGCUAAAUCGGUAGAUGUUGAAAAGUCAACCUUGAAAUGCCUGGCGCCGUUCGGCCAUGACAGCUGCCACGGGUCCCUAAACACAGAGAUCGUCAAACGGGCUAUCCUGCUCGAUAAGGCUGGGCUUGAGACAUAUUCCAAGUUCGAGACGCGACUGGCCUCAGAAGUUUUACUCAAAUCCCAGCUGAAGCUCAUUCGAUGCCCCUUUUGCUCGUACGCCGAAGUGGACCCUGUCUACCAUCCCUCUGCCGAUGGCCUUGCCUGGCGCUUUCGCCGAGACGGGCUCAUUUCCAGCCUUUUGAUCACCAUCUUCUUACUCGAUUUGAUACCCCUACUUAUUAUUCCUGUAACCAUACUUUAUCUUCUAGACCCUUCUGCUGUGACCACCAUCUUCGACAACGCCCUCCUCAACCUCUGCCUCAAGAUCCGGGCCAAACGAUUCACCUGCGCGCACCCGGCCUGUCGACGGGUCAGCUGCAUCACCUGCCAAAAGCCGUGGCGUGAUCCGCAUGUCUGUCACGAGCCACUCCUCCUCGACCUGCGGGCCACCGUCGAGGCCGCGCGAACCGCCGCCGUGAAGCGUACCUGCCCCCGCUGCGGCCUCUCGUUCGUAAAGUCAUCCGGCUGUAACAAGCUAACCUGCGUCUGUGGCUACUCCAUGUGCUAUCUUUGCCGCAAGGCCCUCGGCGCUCCAAUAAAGCCAGCUAACCGCCGAGGCCGUCCUCGACCGCGCCGUCGAGUAAACCUCGUAGAAAACCUCGAUCCCGCUGCCGGGCCCGCCGGACUCGACGGCAACGACGACGAAUUUGCUGAUGAAGACGAGUUCGAGGAAAUGGAAGGCUACAAGCACUUCUGCGAGCACUUUCGUAUCAACCCCGGCUCGCACUGCACGGAAUGCAACAAAUGCGAACUAUACCAAGACGAAGAUGAGGAAGCCGUGGCGCGUCGCGCCGGCGAGAAAGCCGAACGCGAAUGGCACGCCCGCCAGGGCACCGCCGGCGUCGGAAUCGGCACUCUCCGCGUCAACAACGACUUCUCCGCAUCAGAAGGCAAACGCCGCGGCAGUGGACGGUUGAUUCUUCACCACCAAGGCAAGGGCUGGUCCUACUGGUUAGAUGAAGUCUGGCGCGAUGGCCGAUGGAAGCUCGAAGGUCAGACCUUGGUAGAUUGGGUCGUGGAACGGAUCAUUGUGAUCGACGAGAUAUAAACCCCCUCUCUCCUCCCAUCCCCACUCAUCCUCUCUUCCUUUGGCGUAAUUUGGACGGGUGUUUGUUCUCAAGGAUCGAAUGAUUCGGCCGUUCAAAAUAAAUCAUACAGAGAUCGAUUGGUUAAUUUGUUCCUCCUGGAUUGGAUAAGAAAGAACGACUGGAUUGGACUGUUUUGAUGAUGUGACGAUUGCACGACUUUCCUUUCCUUUCCUCCUGCUAUAUGGGAUGAGUGGGAGAAUUAAAAUUCUUGGAUGGAUUAUUGAGAAUGGUUUGGUUGGUUGGUAGGCAGGUAGGUCAAUUCUCUGAUUCUCUGGGAUGAUUAAAUACUUUACUUUAUUAUGACCUUUGUCUUCUCAAUUUGGUCAGAAGCUAUGGUAAAUUCUUGUAUCGUAUCGUAUCUAUGUACGCCAGAGACGACAUCUAAUGCACUGUACCCAACAAAAUACGGGUAGGGCUAAAGCUCAGGAACCG
Molecule: messenger RNA, 2873 nt
Organism: Aspergillus sclerotioniger CBS 115572
Lineage: Eukaryota; Fungi; Ascomycota; Eurotiomycetes; Eurotiales; Aspergillaceae
Product: E3 ubiquitin-protein ligase
Exons: 1
Coding region: 203-2401 (732 amino acids)
Source: RefSeq, a predicted model, not a curated record